GUAACCGCUGCGUGCUGUCCCGGGCGAAGAGCUGCACGGAGUGCAUCCGUGUGGACAAGGACUGCUCCUUCUGCACCGACGAGGGUUUCGAAGAGCCUCGCUGCGACCUGCGGGAGAACCUGCUGCGGUACGGCUGCGGGGAGGCCAGCCUCGUCUACACCAGCGGCGAGAUGCGGGCACAGCAGAACUUCAGUAUCAACAUGUCACUGCAGAGGACCCAGGUGUCCCCCCAGAGCAUGUUCAUGAGAAUGCGAGCUGGGGAGGAGAUGAGCUUCAACAUGGAUGUCUUCCAGCCCUUGGAGAGCCCCGUGGAUCUCUACAUCCUCAUGGACUUCUCCUACUCUAUGUCUGAUGAUCUGGACAACCUCAAAAGCAUGGGCCAAAACCUAGCGGAGUUCCUGCGAGAGCUGACCUCCAAUUACACCAUUGGAUUCGGCAAGUUUGUGGACAAAGUCUCAUCCCCUCAGACAGACAUGAGACCUGAGAAGCUGCGCGAGCCCUGGAACAACGCCGACUCCCCCUUCUCCUUCAAGAACGUCAUCCGCCUGACCAGCAACAUCCACCACUUCAGCCAGGAGCUCAGGAAGGAGCGCAUCUCGGGCAACCUGGAUGCCCCCGAGGGCGGCUUCGACGCCAUCCUGCAAACAGCCGUGUGCAAGGAUAAGAUUGGCUGGAGGAAGGACAGCACUCACCUGCUCGUGUUCUCCACUGAAUCUGCCUUUCACUAUGAAGCUGAUGGUAGCAACGUCCUGGCAGGGAUCCUGGCGAGAAACGAUGAGCAGUGUCACCUGGACACCGAUGGCACCUACGUGUAUGAUACCAAGCAGGACUAUCCUUCAGUGCCCACCCUGGUGCGCCUCUUGGGCCAGCACAACAUCAUCCCCAUUUUUGCUGUCACCAACCACUCCUACAGCUACUAUGAGAAGCUGCACAAGUAUUUCCCCAUCUCUGAGAUCGGGGUGCUCCAGGAGGACUCGUCCAACAUCGUGGAGCUGCUGCGCAUAGCCUUUGAGCGCAUCCGCUCCAAGAUGGACAUCCGGGCUGACUUUGUCCCCAAAGCCAUGAAGACAGAGUUCACCUCCUCAAUGUAUCAGAAGACAGAAUCUGGCUCCUUCCACAUCACCCGUGGGGAAGUGGGCAAGUUCAACGUGCGUGUGAAGGCCCUGGAGUACGUUGGCGGGCAGCACGUCUGCAGCCUGCCCGAGAAGGACCGGCAGGGAGUUAUCCACGUGAAACCCACAUCCCUGAGCAACAGCCUCAAAGUCACCGCCUCUGUCAUCUGCAACGUGUGUCCUUGUGAACAGCAGCAAGAGUUCAACUCGCCCAAGUGCAGCUUCCACGGGGACUUUGUCUGUGGACAGUGCAUCUGCCACUCAGGCUGGCGAGGGGACACGUGUGACUGCUCCCCGGCGGCGUCCCCCAACCUGGAAGCCUGCGUCCGGCCCGGGGACACGGAGCCGUGCUCGGGCCGGGGCGAGUGCCUCUGCGGGAAGUGCCACUGCUACUCCCAGGACCUGACGCAGCGUUUCGACGGGGCCUUCUGCCAGUACGACGUGCUGCAGUGCCCCCGCACCUCCGGCUUCCUCUGCAACGACCGCGGGCGCU
Merops nubicus (carmine bee-eater) is the source of this 1605-nucleotide messenger RNA. RefSeq names its product integrin beta-4-like. The transcript is spliced from 12 exons. The annotation marks the transcript as partial. The record is from RefSeq and is a predicted model, not a curated record. Gene Ontology annotation, cellular component: focal adhesion; integrin complex; cell surface. NCBI's taxonomy places the organism in Eukaryota, Metazoa, Chordata, Aves, Coraciiformes, Meropidae. Gene Ontology annotation, biological process: cell migration; integrin-mediated signaling pathway; cell adhesion mediated by integrin. Gene Ontology annotation, molecular function: integrin binding.